Molecule: messenger RNA, 818 nt
Organism: Prosopis cineraria
Lineage: Eukaryota; Viridiplantae; Streptophyta; Magnoliopsida; Fabales; Fabaceae
Product: squamosa promoter-binding-like protein 3
Exons: 2
Coding region: 91-558 (155 amino acids)
Cellular component (GO): nucleus
Molecular function (GO): DNA binding
Source: RefSeq, a predicted model, not a curated record
UCCUUGACUUCUCUUCUUCUUCUUCUUCUCUCUCCCACAUUCUUCUCCUGGUUUUCUUGAUCUGCUUCUCUCUCUUGUCUCUCUGAACUUAUGGAAACGAGCAGAGCUGAGGGAAAGCGGAGCUCGAGGCACAGGGAGGAGGAAGACGAAGACGAAGAAGUAGAAGAAGACGAUGAAGAAGAGACAGAGAGUGAACUUGGCUCUGGAGAAGAACAUGGAAGAAAGAGAAGGGUUAUAACAAAUACAUACAGCAAGAGAGGCCCCAAACCAGGAAGCUCGUCGUCGGCGCCGCCACCGUCUUGUCAGGCCGAUGAUUGCCACACUGAUCUGAGCACCGCGAAACCGUAUCACCGGCGACACAAGGUCUGUGAGUACCACGCCAAAGCUCCGGCCGUACUCAUUUCAGGGCAUGAGCAACGCUUUUGCCAGCAAUGCAGCAGGUUUCAUGAGCUUUCAGAGUUUGACAACUCAAAACGGAGUUGUAGAAGGCGUUUGGCUGGGCAUAAUGAGAGACGUCGAAAGGUUGCAUCAGAUUGUCAAGGAGAAGGCUAUCAUUAAUUAAUUAAUUAAUUAAUUAAUUAAAAUCUCAAUAGUUAUAUUAAUCGAUCGAGAUAAACUCUUCCAUGAAACAACCACCAUAUUGGAAUUUAUGUUAUUUUUCUCUUGGGAUGCUCUCUCUCUUCUGUCAAUUAUAUUUUUUAACUAGAGCUUUGCAAGAAGCAUAUUUUCAUAGAGUCAAUUUAAUAAUGCUUGAACAUUAUCUUCUUCGUAGUUAUUUGAUUUAGACUAAACUAUUUUCAGUAUAUAUACUUUUUGUC